AUGAUCUCAUCUGUCUUCCUGAUGCAACCCGUUGGACAAGCACUGGCACAACUUGUUGGCGUUUGGGUCGUUCUCGGCCGUGAGAACAUGUACCAUUUACAGGAGAUGCAGUGCGGCAUCAACGACAAGUAUGCCGAGGAAUGUCGACGAGCUGUGGAUGGUAUAUGGCGUAUUGUCAUUGGCUCCGGCGCCGUGCCUGCUCUGCUGGCUAUCAUAUUCCGCUUUUUCCUGUACGACUGCGGUCUGUACACCUUGGAAGUGAAGAACAAGCCUGGCACCGCUUUCCGUGAUACACAGCGCAUAUAUGGUGCCCCUUUAAGCAUUGCGGGCGGCGGAGGCGGCGGAGGGGGUGAUAGUAUCAACGGCGGCGCCGUGUCGCUUUACUCUCCAGGAGGUGCCCACUCUGACGAGCCGAUGCCGGUACAGUUCUCGAUCCAAGACCUGAAAAAUUACUUCAUCCGGGAUCAAAACUGGUAUUACCUCCUUGGGACUGCCUCGACAUGGUUUUUUCUCGAUGUGAGCUUUUAUGGCUUCUCACUCGAUAACCGCGGUGUCUUGGCCGAUCUCUGGGUAACCGGGAAUCCUCCAGAGCUCAACUCGUCCCUCAAGUGUUGGAACUCGAGCCUUGAUGGGGGCAAUUCUACGUUGCCGACAUGGAGUGCCCAAGGUCAUAUGCCCAUUUGGCAAACCGACCCAACCCGACCAUGCGACACAAUAUACGACAUCCUGCUCCAGCAAGCGAAACAAUACCUCUUGACGGUUUCAUUAGCGUCAAUAGCAGGAAGCGCUUGCUUCAUUUUUGCAGCAAACCGGAUACGGCGCCGUCAGUGGCUGACGACGUCCUUCAUCUGCCUCUUCUUCCUUUUUAUGAUUACCGGAGGCGUAUACUACGGCAUCGCGCACACAAAAUACGCUCCGGCUACAGUCACCAUGGUUGCCAUUUGCCAUUUUGUCUUCAAUUUUGGGAAAUUGGGAUCCAUUGUCGCCGUACUCAUUGUAUACGGCGUCAGUUCGGGCUACCACUCGACAACGAGGCAGGGUCUUCUUUUUCUCCUCUUCGGCACGUUCAUGGCCUUUGGAGCCCUCUACAGCUGGGCAUACUUGCCCGACGUCCAGCGUAUUGUUGGCAACCGACGCUCAGGACGUGGCGGUGUGCCCGGCAGGUCCGGGCCCAUUGGCAUUGGGGGUAUUGACCUCGGCCCACCCAGAGACAUUGGCGCCAAUAGAAACGGCCGCAAUGUGCAUGGCUAUGGUCGGCGCUACGGCGGGGCCAGAGACGGCACUACCCUGCAAACGAAGAACCUCGAGGAUCUUGGUGAGGGUCGUGCCAAAGCAAGACAUGAAGGCGAAGUAAUCACCAUUCGAGAUAAAUGGAACGAGCUCAAGAGACGGCGUGGGAGGAGGCGUCUAGGAUCGUCUUCUGCUGCCGCGUGA
Messenger RNA from Sporothrix brasiliensis 5110, 1434 nucleotides. RefSeq lists its product as uncharacterized. Bases 1 to 1434 code for a protein of 477 amino acids. Lineage: Eukaryota; Fungi; Ascomycota; Sordariomycetes; Ophiostomatales; Ophiostomataceae. The transcript has 2 exons. The record is from RefSeq and is a predicted model, not a curated record.